Molecule: messenger RNA, 1949 nt
Organism: Pimephales promelas (fathead minnow)
Lineage: Eukaryota; Metazoa; Chordata; Actinopteri; Cypriniformes; Leuciscidae
Product: interferon-induced protein 44-like
Biological process (GO): immune response
Molecular function (GO): GTP binding
Source: RefSeq, a predicted model, not a curated record
CUGGUGUAUAUUGAACGAAGAGCAUUUCAGUGUUUGAUGCACAAAUAUACAGCUAAAAGAUGACGUUUAUUUUCGGAGGAUCCGGCUUUACUCACAGCGCUCCACUCACUUUUAGCUUAUCAGAAGAGCAAAGAAAGCAGCUCUGUGGUUUGCUGGGGAAUGCUGAACUGACUCUUCUCUACAAAGCUUCUGUUCAUGGAUAUACUGCUUCUGCCUUCCAUCAGCGAUGUGACCGUCAGGGUCCCACUUUACUUGUAGCCUAUAACAGAUCAGGCUACAUCUUUGGUGGAUACACUAGUGUAGAUUAUACUCAAAGUGGAGUGCAAAUUACAGAUGAGGAAGCUUUCCUGUUCAACUUUCAGGGCACGAUCCCUGUGUGCAUCAAAGUUAACAGUGGACAGUAUGCACGUUAUGAUGAUGCUGGAGCACCCAACUUUGGUCAACAGUUGUACUUUUGCUACAACAGCCAACCAGCUGUGUAUAAUCAAAGACGGGAUGUAUAUGGUGGAUAUGGAGUGGGGGUUAGUUCAUUCAGUUUUAAUCGUGCCUCACCGCAAGGGAAUACGUUUUUAUUUGGCAACAAAAAACAAUCAGCUGCGUAUAAUCUAAAACAGAAUGUAUAUGGUGGAUAUGAAGUGGGGGAUAAUCCAUUCGAUUUUAAUCCUGCCACACUGUAUGGGAAUGACACUCAGCUGAAUGAAUGUGAGGUGUACAAAGUGGAACAGAAUCCUCAGAUCAGUGCCAAGGUGAAGCCGUGGAGGAAUGUUCAGUGGACAGAAAAACAAAGAGACGAGCUCAUGAAAAUGAUCAGGAGUUAUAAACCCAUGAUGCCGUCUGUAAGUCGGGUCAGAAUCCUAAUGAUCGGUCCUGUAGGUGCUGGAAAAUCCAGUUUCUUCAACUCCAUCAACUCCGUCUUCAUGGGCCGCAUGACCAGCAAAGCCAUGUCAGGAUCUGCCGGCACUAGUCUCACCACACAGUUUCGCACAUACACAGUGAAAGACGGCCGUGAGGGAAAGCCGUUGCCAUUUGUGUUGUGUGACACCAUGGGACUCGAGGAGCAAUCGGGUGCAGGACUGGAUAUUGAUGACAUCAGCAGCAUUCUUCAAGGUCACGUACCAGACCGCUAUAAAUUCAACCCCACAACACCGUUUCAACCGGAUGAGCAAAAGUCUUCCAGACCUGCAUCUCUGCAAGAGAAGAUCCACUGUGUGGUGUAUGUGAUCGACGCCACCAAAAUCUCCCUCAUGUCCAGCAAACUAGAGGAAAAACUUGCUGCCAUACGCAGAAAAGUGAACACACUGGGCAUUCCCCAGAUGGUUUUGAUGACAAAAGUAGAUGAAGCAUGUCCUGAUGUGGAGGAAGAUCUUCAAAAUAUUUAUAUAACUUCUUACAUCAAGACAAAGGUGCAGGAGGUGAGCUCUCGAUUGGGUGUGCCGGUGUCUUGUGUGUUACCGGUGAAGAACUACAGUCAGGAGCUGGAGCUGGAGCUCAAUUGUGACGUCCUGCUUCUCACGGCGAUACAGCAGAUGCUCAACUUUGCAGACGACUAUCUGGAUGAUGUUGGUCCUUUUUAGGACAAUCUUAUAAAGUGCUACUAGAGUUUUAUCUCCCUUUGUAGCUGAUUUAAUAUUGUAUUUGUGUGUAAGCUUGUACUAUUUAUUAUCAACUAGAUUAUCUCUAGAUAACCACCACAUAAGGCAUCUUAAGAUUCUUAAGUCUGUUCUAUUUCUUUAAUAAUCUUGCAUAUAGUCAUUCAGGAUAAUUAUAGGAAGUGCAAACAACGUUCUUAUAUCACUUAAGCAUGUUGCAUCAUUGCUGUUGUUUGUUACAAUUUUGUGCCAAAAUAUGUUUUUUUUUAAGUAUAAUACUAAUGAAUGUUAGUAAUGCGUAUUAAGUGAAAUAACACAACAACUGUGUAAGCAUACUUUUUAUUUUAUUUCGAUAAAUAG